Messenger RNA from Doryrhamphus excisus (bluestripe pipefish), 3181 nucleotides. RefSeq names its product secreted immunoglobulin domain 4 (gene sid4). Lineage: Eukaryota; Metazoa; Chordata; Actinopteri; Syngnathiformes; Syngnathidae. The record is from RefSeq and is a predicted model, not a curated record.
CACAUUUUGAGCGGGGGAGCAAGGUGAAUGGCAGGUGAGGGUGAAAGGUCGAACAUGACUGUAGCGGAAAGAGACAGUCUGGCAGCACACAAAGUGAUUGAACUCUCUUCUCUACUCAUCAUGGACUCGCUCCCCCGUGUUCUGAUCCUCUUCUCUCUGCUAUGUUCAGCCACAGGUCAAGGUCUUGUAGUCACAGUGGAGCCCCACACUACUACUGUGCGCGAGGGGGAGUCUGUGAGCUUCAGGUGCCAAGUGGGGAGCGGUGUACAGCAUACUCAGCUGCAGUGGAGGAGAGCCAAUAAUCAACCCUUAGCAGACAAUGUUAAGAUUGGCCCCAGUGGUGCUGUGCUAACAGUGGCUAAUGCUCGACCUGCCAAUCAGGGCGAGUACCAGUGUGUGGCGUCCAGCUCUGCAGGUUCCAGCCAUGCUUCAGCCCAGCUCAACGUCAAAUAUCCUCCUAAAGUACGCCUGUCACCCACCGGAACUCUGCGGGUCAAAAUUGGUGACCGUGUGUCAGUGCAGUGUCGUGCCACAGGCAGGCCACGCCCCAAGACGAACUGGAGACGCCAAGGCUCGUCUUUGCAGCUGGUUACUGAGGACAUCGAUGGCGUCAACACCAUCCAGUGGAAUGUGAUACGUCCAGAAGACUCGGGUGUGUAUAUUUGUCAGGCUGAGAACAAUGUGGGUGCGACCGAAGUCAAAGUGGAGGUCAUCGUGGAAGCGGGACCUGGUGCACCCACAGCCUCAGUGAGUCAUAAAGAAAUGACAGUUGUGGAGGGACACACUGUCACUAUGGAGUGUCAAGCCAUUGGUUCUCCAGCUCCUGUCAUUACCUGGUCCAAGCUGAGAGCCCCGUUGCCAUGGAAACACACAGUGGCUGGUGGUGUCCUAACACUGACCAGCGUGGGGCGCCAGGACUCAGGCCAAUACAUCUGUAACGCCACAAACAUCCACGGCUACAGCGAGGCAUACACACAGAUGGAGGUGGAGAGCCCUCCUUACGCUACCUCUCUACCCGACCAAGUGAGGCUCCAGCCCGGAGAUUCUCUUUCUCUACGUUGUCUGGCUCACGGCUCCCACCCCAUUCAGUUUGAAUGGAGCCGAGUGGGCAGAGUCAACCUCCCUGCCGGAAGUCAGACCACAAAGGAUGGACUGCUCUUCAUAGCGCGUGUUAAACUGAAUGACGGCGGGUCAUACAAGUGCGUGGCCACCAACCACAUCGGCUCCACCGAGGCGCUGGCCAAAGUCAUUGUUAAAGCUUAGACCAUCGUGGUCACAUCAUAUCACACUUCAGUGUUCCUGCAAGACUGGAUUGUGACAUCACAUGGGAAGCAACAUUCAAGUGUGUAGCAGAUACACUCAUACAUUUGUAAUAGUGGAUGUACUAAAAUCACUUGAUGAAAUUUUUAAUACCAUACCAAAACACUUAGUAAUUAGUAAUAAUGCUACAUCAAUAAAGCACCUCAAUACUUAAAAUAUUUUAUUAAAUUGUGACGCAUUUCCUUUUAAAUCUGAACUAACAGUUAGCUGUGCAACCACAAGGGGGCGACAGUACACUGACACUGGGAGGACGUCCAUUGAACAAAAUGAACCUAUUCCACCAUACACCAUACCAAAACAGUUAGUAAUUAGUAAUAAUGCUACAUCAAUAAAGCACCCAAAUACUUAAAAUAUUUUAUUAAAUUGUGACGCAUUUCCUUUUAAAUCUGAACAGUUAGCUGUACAGCCACAAGGGGGCGACAGUACAUUGCUGUGACACCUUCGUGGGAGGACGUCCAUUGAACAAAAUGAACCUAUUCCACCAUACACCAUACCAAAACAGUUAGUAAGUAGUAAUAAUGCUACAUCAAUAAAGCACCCCAAUACUUAAAAUAUUUUAUUAAAUUGUGACGCAUUUCCUUUUAAAUCUGAACUAACAGUUAGCUGUGCAACCACAAGGGGGCGACAGUACACUGACACUGGGAGGACGUCCAUUGAACAAAAUGAACCUAUUCCACCAUACACCAUACCAAAACAGUUAGUAAUUAGUAAUAAUGCUACAUCAAUAAAGCACCCCAAUACUUAAAAUAUUUUAUUAAAUUGUGACGCAUUUCCUUUUAAAUCUGAACAGUUAGCUGUACAGCCACAAGGGGGCGACAGUACAUUGCUGUGACACCUUCGUGGGAGGACGUCCAUUGAACAAAAUGAACCUAUUCCACCAUACACCAUACCAAAACAGUUAGUAAGUAGUAAUAAUGCUACAUCAAUAAAGCACCCCAAUACUUAAAAUAUUUUAUUAAAUUGUGACGCAUUUCCUUUUAAAUCUGAACUAACAGUUAGCUGUGCAACCACAAGGGGGCGACAGUACACUGACACUGGGAGGACGUCCAUUGAACAAAAUGAACCUAUUCUACCAUACACCAUACCAAAACAGUUAGUAAUUAGUAAUAAUGCUACAUCAAUAAAGCACCCCAAUACUUAAAAUAUUUUAUUAAUUUGUGACGCAUUUCCUUUUAAAUCUGAACUAACAGUUAGCUGUGCAACCACAAGGGGGCGACAGUACACUGCUGGUACACCUUAGUGGAAGGACUCCAUUGAACAAAAUGAACCUAUUCCCAAAAGUGAUUGCCAGCCAUUCUAAUGUUGAAAGAAAAACAGAACUGCUGAGCACAGCGUUUUAGCUCAAUGUGUUAACAUGAACAAUAAAAUCCAAAUUUCACUUGCAGCUGACUUAUUGCAAAACUUUGGCCUGGAUUGAAAUCAAGCCUUUAAUGAAGUGUUAGCUUGCCAUUUAGGGGUUGUGGCUGCAGCAGUAAAAUGGAAAGAAAGCUGACAUUUCCAGUACUUGAGCCAGAGUGCUGCCUAUAUCUGGCCCCUCUCGUAAAAAACCCAAACGUCUCCUCGGAUAAAGAGGCUUUAGCCUUUCCGCUCUUCCAUCUUUACAAGCAUCGUCAAAGCUUGAGGGAGGAACAUCUGCCCUUUGUCACCUCACCCCACCGCCUCACUUGACAGACACGCACCAAAGAGUCCAGAGUGGAAACAUAAAUAUUGUCUUAUUUGAAAUAUAUCCAAGUAGAGAUCAGGCAGAGUGGAAAAUUAUUCAUUCUCUUCUGAAUACACACAAAGAAGUCCUUUCUGAUGGCAUGUAAUAGAAAAAGUUCCAGCAGUCCAAAUAAUCUUAAAAUAAAUUCCAUAAAGAGGG